AUGUAUUUAAAAUACGGGCUGUUAUUACUAUACAUAGCAAAUAUAAAAGCAAGAAUAUUAUGGGAUGAUGUAGAAGAAUUACAAGGCAAUUCUGUUGGCUUAUAUAAAGAUAAGAGAAUAAUGGUAUCACCAGACGGAUCAUUAGAUAUAACAAAAGCAUAUAUAAAUAAUAAGCUAGGACUGAUGCAUAACUUAAGAAUGUUUAAUCAUAGACUAGAUAUGAAGUAUAUAAUAGAACUUACAACUGAUGAAUUAGACAAUACUAAGUAUACGUAUAAUGAAUUAUCUAACAAUAGCGUACACCAUUUGGAUAUAAAUGGUAGUGUGGCAUCAGACAUAUCUAAAGAGUAUAAUAAUUGUUUAUGUAAUAUGUUUCUUAUGCUAGAUGGGAGAGUUCUAAUUCAGACAAAAGAAAAAAGUUCAUUUUUUACUUUUCUUAAUGACAUCCCAGUGAACAAGGACAGGCUUAGACUACUUGCUUCUUUAUUUUUACUUUCUGAAGGAAUAGAUCUUUCCCUAGAAAUAAAUUUAAAUGGAGUAGAGAAGAAUUCGGUUAUUCUUACAAAGCACAAUAAUAGAGAUGAGAAGUACUUUAACAUUGACUUGAAAAUGAAAAGUAAAAUGGAUCAUACGACUGAAACUGCCAUAUGCUUACCAUAUGAUAAUGAAUACUAUGCAGUACAUAAGAGUAUAAUUGAGUUUUACAUAAAAAUCAAAGAUAUUAUAAUAGACAAGCAUAAUAAUAAUAAUACUAUAAAUAAUGCCAGGCUACUUAUACAGUCGUAUAUAUUUGAGUAUAUAUGCAGUAAAGAAGACAUGAAAAAUUAUCAUAUAGAAGUAUUUGGUAUACUAACAGAUCAUAUUAAAGCAGUAGAAGAGAACCAGUCUAAGAAUACACAAGAAUACGUUAUGAAUGUUUUUAACAAUAUUUUCUGUCCUAUUCCCAUGGAUCCAACGUCUUUAAAGAACCAAAAUAUGAAGAUGGAAGUAAUAAGGAGAGUCCAGAGUAUUAUAAGUGGCCACAUAUUUAUUCCAUUUCAUGAAAACAUAAACAUUCCAAAUAUUAUACACCAUUAUAACAACAAUGGUCUUGAAACUGAAUUAUGUUUAGCCGGCCAGACACCUAAUACUCAUAUAAAUUUAAACAAGAAUGAGUCACAUAAGGAUUUUUCGCAUACUGAUGUGAAGAAUAAUAUCCCAAUAAAAUUUAUUCCAGGUACAGAACUCACUAUACUUUCAUUACUUUGCUGUUGUUUCUAUAAUCCUGCUGAAAUAGAAUAUACUCUUGAAACAGUUAAUAAACCACCCGAGAAAUUAAAACAGUUCUUUACUAAGUAUAAAGACUUAUUUGAUAUAAACGAUUUGAGUGCCUGUUAUGAUUGGUAUAAUACAAUUAAUGCUCUGACUAAUGACACAUCAAAAACAUCUUUUAGUGACUAUUAUUAUAAUGGUGGAUUAUUAAGUAUGCUUUAUACUAUGAUAGACAUAACCAACGGAAGUCAAAGUGACAAAAAUGAAAUAAUUGAAAUAACAAAGAAAAUAAAAAGUAUAGGAAAUAGAAGAAAUCAAAACUCUAUGUCCAGAGUAAAGACAACAAGUCGUAUAAUAGCCAUCAUUGAGAAUACAAUGAAUUCACUUUCAUUUAAUAAAAAAGUGAUUUUAGUGAAACCGGGCCUUAGAAUAGAUAAUUUGAAAAAUAGAGAGCCUGAUCUAUUUGGUGAAUUAAUUCUAUCAAUAUGUAAUGAUUCUUUAAAUGAAAGGACAUUAACUAUAGAUUUUACUUUUGUUGGAGUAACUGUUGUAUAUGAUAGUAUAAACAGAGCUAUAAUGAAUGAUAAUAGGAAUAUAUUACUGCAUAUAAGUUAUUUAUAUAGAAGCGAUAUAACCAUAGCAAAUUAUGCAAAUUAUGCAGACAAGUUAUUACUAAAAACAGAUGGUAAGUAUGUAAUACAGUACCUUACUGACUAUUUUAAACCAUUAGUGUUUAAUAAUAGUAUAAAACCACACGAAUUAUUUUCAUGUGGAAGGAUUCAGUGCGUAUCAGAUAAAAAAGCACUACUAAAUUGUAUUUUAAUACAAACCAUGAGUUCUAACUGUAGUACACUACAAUCCAACUAUCUUCUACGCAUUGCUACUAAUAUUAUAGCAAGUAUUACAAAAUAUGAAAAGGAUAUAAUAUAUGAAUUUAUUUGUAUUAUUAUAUACAGUGGGUAUGGUAAAAGAUUCAGUAAUAAUAUAAAAAUAGAUAAGCAAGUUUAUUCAAAAAUAUUAUCAUGCACGGAUGAAUUAGUAGGAAUAUAUGGCCUAUUAAUAGAAGUAUUCCCAGCAGAUAUUGUUAGCAAAUUGACUAGAAGAUAUAUUAAGAAUGGAUUGAAAAGUGAAAUUAGUAAUUUAGAUAUUAUAAUAUAUAAAUAUAAUCAGAUAAACCCAGGAUAUCUCAUUUGGUAUUUAACUAAUGAUAGUAGCAUAGAUAAUAUAUUAACUAUUAUGAAUGCCAUAAAAAUAAAAAAAGGUAACAAAAUAUGGGCAACUCAUAUUAAGUAUAAGCUCUGGUUAAUUUGGAUUAAUUUUGCAGCACAGAAUAAAUUACUGCGUAUUACUAAAUUAUGCUUUAAUCAACUGCUUGCUUUUAAUCCAAGACCAUCUGAUAUAGAAAAUGAAGACACUGGAUACCUUAAUGACUUUAACAGUGUUAUGUGCAUUAAUAGUUAUCCAUUUACAUCAUAUAAUGAAAUUGAAGAAGUACUAGCUUGGCUGAAGAUGAACCAAUUUGAAUUAUGCCCAGAUUAUUCUUCUGAAGAAAUCAAAAGUGCUUAUACUAGAAUGAUUAGAACCUAUGAAGGUAUAAAAGAUAUUUAUACUAAUAAUUAA
Molecule: messenger RNA, 2871 nt
Organism: Nematocida parisii ERTm1
Lineage: Eukaryota; Fungi; Microsporidia
Exons: 1
Coding region: 1-2871 (956 amino acids)
Source: RefSeq, a predicted model, not a curated record